Messenger RNA from Solanum tuberosum (potato), 379 nucleotides. RefSeq names its product defensin D1-like. Gene Ontology annotation, biological process: defense response. The transcript has 2 exons. Lineage: Eukaryota; Viridiplantae; Streptophyta; Magnoliopsida; Solanales; Solanaceae. The record is from RefSeq and is a predicted model, not a curated record. Bases 22 to 285 code for a protein of 87 amino acids.
AAUCAACAAAAAAUAAGAGCUAUGGCAAAGUACACUACUUUUCUCGCCCUCCUCUUUUGCCUCUUCCUUGUUGCUGCAACUGAAAUACAAAUGGCAGAAGGGAAAUACUGUUGGAAAAAGAGUGACAAGUGGAAUGGACCUUGUCAAUACUCUUACAAAUGUAGUUAUCAUUGCAAACACUACUAUGGAGCUAAAUACGGUAUUUGUAAGAAGUACAAACCAUGGGGUCACAAAUAUUACUGGGCAAAAUAUGCUUGCUACUGCUACUCACCUUGCCAUUACUAAGAAACUUUCAACAUCUCAUCUAUGUAAACAAAUAAUUAUGAUGCUGCCUAUUUUAUGUAUGUGACAAUGUAAUAAGGCUGAUUUAUGUGUGUAA